Messenger RNA from Aspergillus aculeatinus CBS 121060, 2979 nucleotides. RefSeq lists its product as uncharacterized. The record is from RefSeq and is a predicted model, not a curated record. Lineage: Eukaryota; Fungi; Ascomycota; Eurotiomycetes; Eurotiales; Aspergillaceae. Bases 1 to 2979 code for a protein of 992 amino acids. The transcript is spliced from 4 exons.
AUGAGGUCAAUCAAAUGGUUCAGUCUGGUAAGCUUUUUACCGAUUCCCGCAGCGGUUUACGCAACACCAUUCAAUCAGCAUGAACUGGUAGGCCGCGAUGUUGGCAUAGGGCAACUUCCAAAGCCAUCCACCUACGAUGCGCCUCGCUUCCGGUGGUGGUGGCCCGGCGGUUGGGUGGAACCUGAUGUUGUGGCGAGCGAACUGCAGUCCAUCGCCGCGGCAGGAUUUGGUGGGGGAGAAAUCGGCGAUGUUGAAGAUAGCAUCAAGGUCGCGAUGGACCCGCGAAUAUAUGGUUGGGCAAGGGAUCGAUGGAAUGCCGGGGUGCUCGCUGCCUAUAAGACAGCCCAGAGACUGGGCGUUUAUGUGGACAUGACACUGGGUCCCCACUGGCCGACUGGAGUUCCGGGUUUCACGCCAGACUCUCCAGAAACCUCCAAGGAAUUGGUCCAUGGAAAGUUCUUGCUUGCGCCUGGACAAUCUUACGCGGGAUCCCUUCCUCUUCCCAUGGCCAAGCCCUCUGGUGAGGUGACUGGCAACCCAUCGGUCAACGCAACCGCGAAGCUGGUUGCCAUUCUCGCUGCCAGAACGAGUGCAACAUCAGCUAAUCAGACAGUCGUGGAAUUUGAACCGUCUUCUGUCGUGGAUCUGACAACGCAUUAUCACCAACACCAACUGUCGUGGACGGCGCCAAAGGACGGGAAUUACAUGGUUGUUGCAGUGUACGGCCGAGGGACGGGCCAGAUCCAGAAUAUGUACGACGGCAACCCCAAUGCGCCCAAACUCACCUAUCCUUCUCCGGCUUACAUUGUCGACCACUUCUCCACCGCGGGCGUCGACGCCUCUGUGAGCUAUUGGAACAACCAUAUCUUGAAUGACGAGCUGCGGCAAAUCAUGAAGAGUCAAGGAGGGUCCAUUUUUGAAGACUCACUCGAGCUCAAGUACAAGCAAUAUUGGACGUUGAACUUCAUGGAGGAGUUCAAGAAGCGACGCGGUUACAGUUUGACCCCAUAUCUAUUCUAUGUCCUAAAGGAUACCACCACCUUUUCCGGUAAUGACGAAGUCGCCAGCGGAGUUGAGUACGAUUUUUACUCCACGAUCACAGAUCUCUACAUUGACUACCGCGUUCAAGGGUUGAAAAGGUUUGCCAAUGGGCUCGGGCUGAAAUUCCGCCUGCAGCCCUACACAGCGACACUUGACUCUUCACGUGCAGCUGCAGCGGCGGAUAUUCCCGAGGGCGAGUCCCUCGGUUUUGAGGGUGACAAGGACGCUUUCCGGGUUCUGGCUACAGGUCGAGAUGUGGCCGGUCGUACGAAGAUCCUUUCCAACGAGCUCGGCGCUUACAUGGGCAAGGCAUAUGGAGUCACUUGGAACUUCCUUCUUGGGACUGCUAACCUGGAUUAUUCUCUCGGGGUUAGCCACGCAGUCAUCCAUGGCUUUCCAUACCGUGACGCGCCCACGAGUGCAUGGCCUGGGUUUGCACCUUUCACGCCGCUCGGCUCCUCGAGUAAUGGGUUUGCAGAUGCGUGGGGUCCGCGGCAGCCGCAAUGGCUUUUCGCGUCAAAUGCGAGUGUCUAUAUGGCCCGCGCUCAUAGCCUCCUGCAAACAGGCUCACCCUCGGUGGAUGUGGCAGUUCUGAAUACCGACUGGGGAGUUACGGCAACGUGGGAUGAUACUGGGUUGAACGAUGCGGGUUAUUCCUACCAGUUUCCAACUGCAGAACUCCUGAGGGAAUAUUCCGCCACCGUCAGGAACAAGCAUCUUCUCCAUGACGGUCCUCGAUACAAAGCUCUUCUGAUUGAUAACACCACUUACCUGGAUCUCGAGAGUGCGAGGCAGGUUCGCUCGUUCGCCGAGUCAGGUCUACCGGUGGUGAUCGUUGGAGACGCUCCGUCUCGACCACAAUCUUUCUGCACCAACUGUUCCGAGACCAAAGCUCAGAUUGAGGAGAUCUUCAAGUCAAUCCUGUCACUUAGGACGACCAAAAAAGUCUCCUCUCAAGCGGAUGCUCCUGCUGCUCUCAAGCUCCUUGGCAUCUAUCCAUCUGUCCGGUACUUCACAUCAUCUAACGUGUCUACGAUUACCACCAGACGUCGCAUCAGCAAUUCCGAAUCCAUCUAUUUUGUUUACAGCUCUACCGCGCUUACCGAAACAGUUUUUCUAGAGGGGGAGGGUUAUCCGUUGAUGUUGAACCUCUGGACUGGGGACGUUACGCCCAUCGCUGCAUUUGACACAGCUGGUGGGUACACCAGUGUCAACCUGUCCCUGGGCGAGAAUGCCGCCAAAAUGCUCUACCUCGGCAACAGAAACCCAUACGGCCUUCCCAAUCUUGACAGGUAUGUCACUGCGACCAAUGCUGAUGUUGUCGCUCAGUCGCAGAAUAUAUAUUUGAGAACCAGCAAGAAUGGAACCCACACUGCAGAACUUUCAAACGGAAAGUCCGUCAGUGUUACCUUCAGCAAUGUGCCAUCUCCAAUUAUUCUCAGCUCUUGGAUUCUAUCCGUUGAAGACUGGUCUCCUUCGAUCGUUAAUGAAACUGGGCUCAAUUCUUCCCUGACUUCGAAGGUUACUUUACCGAGCAUCCACUUGAACAGCCUCAAGUCUUGGACUAAUAUUUCAGGACUGGAGAGUGCAAGUGGCAUUGGAACUUAUAAGACCACUGUGGAAUUAUCCUUGGGCUCGUCAGAUCAGAGCUCCGGAGAGACUCUUGCGGUCUUCCUCAACUUCGGUGAUGUGGGGGGGAGUUGGGGCUUGAAGAUCAACAAUGUCCAGGUCAAUGGAGUUGACUUCCUACGCUCGGCGCCUCUAGAAGUUACUUCUCACGUAAAGAGUGGCCCCAAUGACAUUGAGAUCACAGUUGCCACUACAUUGUGGAACAAACUACGGAAGACGUGGCCUGCUAUCUACGGGUCUCUAGAGGCACAGAAAGUCGGUCUGCUGGGCCCUGUUACUCUGACGUACUAUGCUCAGAGGCAGAUUUGA